Messenger RNA from Scylla paramamosain (green mud crab), 9780 nucleotides. RefSeq lists its product as uncharacterized. NCBI's taxonomy places the organism in Eukaryota, Metazoa, Arthropoda, Malacostraca, Decapoda, Portunidae. The record is from RefSeq and is a predicted model, not a curated record. Gene Ontology annotation, molecular function: metal ion binding. The transcript is spliced from 17 exons. The coding region runs from base 230 to 9172 and encodes 2980 amino acids.
GAAACCACCAAUGUGGUAACAGAAAAUGGCGGUAGGGACUGAAGCGGUAGGGCGUUGUUGGUUAUUUCCAAGACAUUCCAGGUGCAGGACGGACUUUUAGCAACGCUGAGUGUUGCUUGAGCUGGUGGACGUCCUGGAGUACAUAUGUGUAAGGUUGAUGGGAUCAGCCACCUAGCCACAUAGAGCUUCCUUGUGAUGGUUAGCCAAGGGGUCUAAAGAAAACCAGACAAUGGCAGGCAAGGCCCACCUAUGCCAGGAGUCACGUACUGGCAAGAAAAGAAAGAAACUGCAACCUCAGUUUGUGGUGUGUCAGCGGCUGUGUCGAGCAAUGCCUGAAGUGCAGCGGGUGAUGAGGAGACUGUCGUCAACAAGGAAGUAUUGCAACAACUAUGAGUGGAAGCGCAGACCAUUCAUUCCUCCCAGAGCACUGAAGGCAGGAGGUGAUGUGGGCAGUCAACAUGAAGAGAAAGAUCCUGUGAUUGUGAACACUAGAGAGGAUACCAGCAGUCAGAGCAAAGGGAAAGAAAAUCUGGCCCAGAAAAAUAGAGCUGACUCUGACACUCAUAACAAAGAGGGAGAACAUGUGGCUGAGAAAAGUAACAUUAAUUUUGAUGCUCAGAGCAAAGAGGGAGAACCUAUAGCUGAGGAAGAUAGAGUUUACUAUGACACUCAGAGCAAAGAGGGAGAACAUGUGGCAGAGAAAAGCAGAGCUAACUCUGACACUCAAAACACAGAGGAAAAACCUGUGGCUGAGGAAAGUAGAGUUCACUCCAACAUUCAGAGCAAAGAGGUAGAACAUGUGGCUGAGAAAGUUGGAGAUGGUGACAGUGUGAGGAAUGAGGAAGAAUCUGUUUCCAGGUCCACCAGUGACAGUGAUUGCAAGUUCUCCAGUUCAUGUGAAGUCAUUGACAUUGUGACCAACUUGGAAAGUAAGAGAAGGAAGCGAGUGAUGGACCUGCUGGGUCGCCUUGAUCUGGACUACUCCACCAUCCUGAAACCAACACAGGAUCCGAAGGAGCAGGAUGUAUUGCUCCCCUACAUCAUAGAAAGCAGUGGUGCAGAUCAGUCAGGUAAAGCAGCAGCAGCAGCAACCUGUAAAAAUCAAUGUUCAAGCACUUCACAGCCACAAAAACUGAAGAAAUGCAAGACCAGUCACAGGGAUGUAUCAAAGGACACACAAAAAAAAAUGAACACUGCAGAACCACAAAAUGUAAAAAGAUGCAAGAUCACAAAAAAGCAUAUAUCAGGUAACAUACCAGAAAAUUCAAAUAUUACAGGACAAAGAAAACUGAAGAGAUCUAAGGCCAGUGAUAAAGAAGUGUCUGGACAUGUAGAGGGGAAAUCAGGGAUUGCAGGACCAGAAAGGAUAAAGAGGCGCAAGACCACAAGUUUUUAUGUGUCUGAGCAUAACAAAGGAAAACCAAUCUCUGCAGAACCACAGAAACAGGAGAAAGAACUUGAGAGCCACGAGAACAUUAAUGAAGAUGUUUCUAAGAAUAUACAAGGGAAGUCAAACAUUGCAGGACAAAGAAAACUAUGGAGACUUCAGGCCAAUGACAAGGAUGUGCCUAAGCAUAUACAAACUCCAAAGCCACAGCCAGGUGCCAAAAAGAGAGGAAGAAAGAGCAAGGCAGAAAAAGCCAGGUUACUGUUAGAGCAGAUGGUCCAAUGUUGCAAUAUGUUACAGAGCUCCUCUAGUCACUCCCACAGGCACAUUGCUCAACUCCUUAGCAUGGAAAUUAAAAAGGCAAAGGAAGGUGAAGUUACUCCUACACCUUCAGAAGCAUCUCAUGGACAUGGUGUGUCAGCAAAGCCAGGUGAGACAGCAGACCCCAGGGUUGAUGACAGCCAAGUUGACAGCCCAAUACAGGAAGACUUUGAGAGCCAGGUGCUGGAGAUAGAGGCCACCUUCCUUGUGAAAGCAUCAGCUAGAGGUCAAGAAAUCAAGGGAGUGUCACUGCCCCCCCCUACAUUGCAGUACUCAGGUGCAGAGGCCAAAGUGAGUGGUAGGGCUGAAGAAAGCAGCACCAGUGAAGGCUUGAGUGAAACCUUUGAGAAUAGCAGUGAGCUUCUGCCACCCAUCCUCAGACCACAGUGUGCUCAGUUUAAACCAUAUUCAUCAUUCUCCAGUCGUAUAUUCUCAGAUGACUCACUCUCACCUGACACGCAUGACACCACGUCCAAACUUGUGUCUUCUGUUUCACGAAGCAUUCCUUCUGACCCAAACCACACACAGUCAGAACCUGUACACCCACACCUCCAUUACACACCCCCAGUGUGCAUACAGUCUGAGUCUCAUCCAUCAGUCAAAAACAUACACACAGCAUUGCCAUGUAUGAUGCCAAACCUUAUGCAAGGCCUGUCUUACACUGCUGAUAGCCACACUGAGCCACAACAUAGUUCCCCAUCACAUAGCACACAACAGGAGACCUCUCCUUCCAUCAUCCCCCACAGCACUGAGUCAGAACUGAAUGCCUGUCCCCCAAACAACACUGGGACAAAACUUCACAUAUCCACCUCCCAAGACAACCCACCUGAAGACCAUUCCUCUGUCCUAGAUCACACACAGGCAGAUCCUCAUGUUGGUGUUGAAGGAAACCAAGAACAACCUCAGUUUUCAUCCCCACAUCACACACAGUUAGGAUCUUUUUCCAUAAUGCUGCACCACACACAAACAGAACCUCUUUCCUCACAAUCUGGACCCUGUUAUCCAGUUUGCUCAUCACCCAAGAAAAAGACACAAAAGAGCUCUCAGAAGUCUACGUGCAACUACAACUUAAGGUCUAAACUUCAUAAUAAAGGCAAUGUCAGUGAGACUGUAACACCCACAGAGUUCAGCAACAUGACCACUCUGCUCAAGAAACACUGCAAGAGUGAACCACGAGUGUACCUCAGGAAAGUGGAGUGUGAUACUUCUAUUGUUGUGAUCAAGAAUGCAGAGUCCCAGAAAUUGUCAGCUCCCACUGCUAGAGACAUGUCUCUUCCUGUCUCCAUUCCAGUUUCUAUGCUUGCUUUGCCAAGUGGACAGAAAAAUGUUGUGCAAGUGUUGGAAAAGGUUGUUGACAGCCAGGAGGGGAAAUGUGUCAAGGGGAAGUUACAGGAAGGCAGCAGUAAGAGUGCUUGCAUGAAAAAUGAUAGUGAGGAAGGAAUGCAUGUUUCCAACAUACACAGAAGCACAAAUGAUGACAGUGCUGUUAGUGUGGUGGGUGCUGAGAGCAGUCUUGGAGAUGCUGAGAACAGUGUUAAGGAAACAGACUGUGAGGAGAGUCAGGGAGGAAUUGUUGAAGUGAGUUUUUUUGAUGAAACGUGUCAUGAGAGUUCUGAGAAGGAGCUUAGUGUGAUGCAAGAAGGAACAGAUGUUGAGCACAGUCAGAGAGAAAUUGCUGAAGAAAGUCUUUUAGGAGAAACUUGUGGUGAGAGGUCUCAGAACACAGAGACUAGUGAGAUAAGCCAAGAAGAAACAGAUGUUGAGAGUCUGGGAGGAACUUUUGAUGGAAAUGUUUCAGAGGAAACAUCUGGUAAGAAUUCCCAUAAGACAGAGGGUAGCGAGAUGAGCCAAGAUAGAAAUGAUGCUAAGAACAGUCAGGGAGGAAAUUUUAGUGAUGAAAUGUGUGUUGAGAAGUGUCAGGAGGUGGAGACUAGUGAGAUGAGCCAAGAAGGAACAGAUGGUGAAGCUUCUGCCAACAGCCAGGGAGAGUCAGAUACUGAAGGGCAUCAAAAAGUGGUGCAGAGGGUUGAGAACAGGCAGGAAGUAUCAUGUGCUGAGGAGUGUCAGGCACUGGCUGUGAGUGCUAGUGACAGCCAGGGGGGGACGAGUGGUGAGCAGUAUGAGACGGUGGUGGAGAGUGAUGUGAACAGUGAAGGAGGACCAGAAAUUGAAGAGUGUCAGAUGGUGGUGAAUGCUGCAAACAACCAGGAGGGUACAGGUGGUAAGGGAUCUCAGCUGGUGGUGGUGAGUGGUGCUGGAAGUCAGGAAAGAAAAGGUGUUGAGGGUCAGGUUUAUGAAGAAGGUAUUAAUAUCUCUACAUCUUCUCUAUACAGUGAUGGAAAUGGUUACUUUGAUUUUCAUAAUAUAACCCUCGCUCCUGACCAAAGAAGCAAGUUAACUAGGUGUGAUUUUGAUACAAAAAGAUCAAAUUUGUAUAAAACAUCAGUUAGUGAUCAUGAUUGUGUCAGGGGCAGUGGCAGAGCAGCACUUGGAAACGACUCGUGCUCAGGUAUUACAGAACAAUCAGAUACCCUUGAAGUGGAUGAAGGAAAAUGUAUCAGUUUAGCAGAGGAUGAACAGUGCCCUCCAACAAGUCAUGAGCCUUCACUAUGCCAGAGUGAGUGUGACACUGCUGCAGCUGGCCUGUAUGAUGCCAUUUGCAGCCAGACUGGGGAGGAUAGCAUUUCUACAGAGUUUGUGCAUCACUUGCCAAAUGAAGCACAACUUUUAGAAAAUUUAGAAAGACGCUUAGAAAAUACAGGAAGAGACUGGGGUGUGCAGAGCAACUUUGAGGCACAAAAUGUCAUCUUGAAGGACACUACUAUGGGUAAAACAUCUCCAGCACAGGCAUCUUCAGAGGAGCAGGUUGAGCUAAGGCAGUGCAGUGAGUCACCUGCUGCCCCUGCCUCUGCACCACACUGUGAAGGCCACGACACUCACACUGAUGAAACCAGCUUAACAGAGGAGGGGAAAGAUGGGGAGGCAGCAGGCAAUGGAGAUCCAAUAGAUUCAGAUGGAGAGGAUGUGCUCUCGUUGUACACCGAUUAUAGUCUCCUAGACACUGAUGUCAGUGGGGAAGAAGACACACCUGAAGCUGAUGACUUUAAAAUUUUCAAGGAUACUGAGGAAGAUCAUACAGAAGAAUAUUCCUCAGUCAGCAAGAGUGAAGGGAUGGCAGGUGAUGUUAAAGACAGCAUGCUUGCAGAGCCUUCUGAACAUAGCCAGAGUGGUGAUGGAUUGGAAGUAGGUGCAGGAUCAGAUGAGGCUCUGUCUCCAACUGAUUCUGACGUGGAAAGUCUGCAAUCUAAGUCCUCUGUCAUUGAUCGCAUUGUAGAAAAUGAGGCGAAAUGCAGCUUGGAGGAAGAAAUGUUGGAAAGCGGCAUCUUGAACAGCUUUCCAUCAGGAGACAAAGGUGGUCAGAGUAAUGAAGCUGAAGGCCCUGCAGAAGUGUUCAGGGAUGGACAGGAAGUCAUCACAGCAAGUCCUUUAUCAUCUCCACCUGAAGUGUUGCAAAGUGACAGUACUUCCAGAGAGUGCACAGACCCCAUUGAUGCAUCAAACAAUGCUGGUUCUCCACACUGCUUCAAACCCUCCCAAAGUGAAUGGAAUUUCAUACCCCUUCAGGAAAAUAAGCCAGGAGAGACAGGUUUUAGGGGCCAGGAAGAAGUGUGUGAUAAAACAACAAGUGAUAAGAGUCCUUUCACAUCAUGCAAGUCAAAUGAGAGAGCCCAGCCGCCUACUGCCACCCAAGCACUGGUGGUUCCUCCGCCGUCACUUUACAGGAACAGAACCUUCCUUGUGCCUAGACCUAAGCUACCUGGCAAUCUGGGCAUCUGUUUUCUCUUUAUCAACAGAGGCUUCUGUGAGCGCCAGGACUGCCACUACAGCCAUGAGAUAACAUUGGAGUGUGAGAGCUACCUUGGGCUGCUGAUCCUCCAUUUUGUGACUAACAAUCGCCAGCAUGAUGCAUGGACCCUCCUUAAGCAUCACCUCUCUCACCAUCACAACUCUCUGCCCCUGGCUGUGUCCUUCCUCUUGCCCCUUGCCAGGUAUCUUGUGAACCUCACUCACAAUAAGCAGCCCUCAUGGAUAAGGGUGCCAAGUUCCCUCACCCUUCCUCUGGAUAUUGCCAAAAUGAGGAUCUUGUGUGUGGGACGUCAUGGUGCAACAGCCUUCAGGCUCCUCUCUUCCUGUUACACUAGAGCAUCACCUGAGGGCCUCAAGAUUCUUCUCAACAUUUUUGUCAGAUUUUGUGAGAGUUUCCCUGGGAGGGAGUUGCUGAGCCCUUGGGAGAAGGUGGUUCUCUGGGGCUAUGACUGCCAUGAAGGUAGUUCCACAGACAAGCUGAAAGACUUGCUCAGCAUUGAGUGGCUGAGGCUUCAGAUGUUGAGUGGCAAUGCCAGUAAGGUGUUGAAAGUGUACAAUCACUUGAGUCAAGCCCUAACAUCUCCCAACGUAUUCUUCACACGCAUCACCUGUCAAGUUAUCAGCUACUUUAUUGAUACAGGCAAGCUUCAAGACAGUUUCAAAGUGUUGGGUCAGGUGCGUCGGCUGCGAGCCAAGAGCUGUUCCAUAUUGACAGCUCUCAUUCCCACUAAUAGGGAAAGUGUACAAGCUCUUGUAGCAGAACUACAGGAGCUUGGUGAGCUGGUUUGUGAGUUGUGUGUUCCCUUGGCUGCAAGUAGCUGGAGCCUUUUGCUCUCUCACAUGAUGGACAUCCAUGAUCUACCUAUGACUAUGAACCUUUUACUGGUGCAGAUGAACUUUAUGACACCAGAAAUUAAUAUUUUGAAGUGGCUGCUAAAAGAGGGCAUCACAAAGGGUCCUGCCAUACUGCAGCCUUUGUGCAGUUUUGUGUGCCAGCUGCCUGAGAAGGUGUUGAGGCCACUGGAGAACUCACUGAGCUGCCUUAUAAAUGCCUGCACUCCUUCAUCUCAGCACAUGAAAUCCCAAAUCAUUCAGCAUUGCAAGAGGUUUGGCAUCAAUUUGAGGCCACUUUUUGAUGAUUCAGCCAUACUGAUAGAGGAACAUAUUGAACCUUACCAGUGUAAUUCCUCCUUCAUUCAGAAAGAGAAUAGCUCCAGCAUUACCAAUAACAACAGCAUUGGCAUCCACAGUAACAGUGACAGUACUAUCAGUGAUUAUUUAAGUAGCAACAGCUCCAGCAGCUGCAGUCAAGGAGAGUUGCAAAACCAUACUCCACCCCCAGGGUUUGUAGUCUUCCAUCAGGAAAUGAGCACUAGUGAGACAUCUGGCCUUGUGGAAAAUAUUGUAGCUGACAGAGGGUGUGCCCAAGAUUUGAGGGGUGAUUAUGUACCAACCUUGUGUGGACAGAGUGAGCUGCCAAUGUCACCAAGCCCCAGAUCUCUGUCUCAUUCAGUUAGAUCAGAGUUGGUCAGUAGUCACUGUCUUGAAGAUGUUAAGUUGGUAACCAAACUGGGUCCACAGGAAGAAUGUGCAGUUGCUCAAAAAGUGCAACAACAUCAGCCACUGACAAUAGAUUAUAACCACCAGAUGCCCGCCAGAGAGUUUCCUUGUAACCUCAGAACACAAAACAAAGCUUUUACAGUUACGAGAGGCAAAAAUUGUUCACAUGAUUUGGGCAGUUCUUUAAUGAGUCCAGAUUCAACAAAUAUUUCACCUAUCAUCAGUCACACUAAGACAGAUAGCAAAGAGAAAAGUCCAGCAAACAGUAAGGUGAUGAGAAAGUUAGCCAAGUCAUCAGGUUCCUGUGGCUUUCAUUCAGCACAGUCACACCACUCUCACAGUCAAAAAACUUAUUCUAAAUCAUCAUGCAAGGAUUCCGGUGGUUUUAAUGAAAUGGUCUCCAAGACACAUACAAAAUUUGGACCUUUGAAAAAUAGCAGUAUACCACAGAAGCCAGAAGAAAUACCUCGGUUUUACAUUAUCAAGAGGGACAAUUUCAUUCUCCCAAAAAUUUCUUGUAACCAAGAUUUAAGGGAGCGGGAGGUAUCAAAUCUGGAGGAUUUGGGGAUGAACCACCUCCCACCAGGUGAUGAAGCAUCUUCCUCUGGUGUAGAAGUUAAUCAUGACAGAGUUGCUCCUCUUAAAUUUCCUCAAGUAGCUGAAAAGGUUUUGAAAAUAUUCUCACAUACAUCUGCUCCAGUGCAAAAUCUACAGGUAAGCAGUCAGCAAGAUGAAAGAAGACUCAGUCAUCAGCGGCCCAUAACCUCCUGCCAGGUUCACCAGGUCUUUGAGAAGGAUAUAAAUUCUGAAAAGUUUUCUGGGUGGCCUGGCAGACUUUUCAACAUGCAGCAGAAACAUUGGUUUUUAUUGGAGAAAGAUGGACAAUUGGAUCACAUGAGAUCCUCCUCCACCUUGGGUUCCUCGCCUUCCUCCUCAGGGUUCUCUGACCCAUAUGUCUGCAGCAGCCCACCAUCACGUCCCUCCUCCAGAAUAAGUUUGAGAAAUGAAUAUGUUGAGCUAGAUGAUGAAAGGAAUGACUCAGGACCUUCUAUGUUAUUGCUUCAUGAAAUUGCUGCUUUGGAAAAUGUACUAGAAAAAAGGGAGAGGGUGGCAGAGCUGGCUGCUGCCUUGACUGACUGCAGCAACAUCUACUCCUCAGGCACCAAAUUCAGUUCCAUCAUGAAGACUUGCAAGACAAGCAGGAGUGGUGUACCAAGUCCAGAGAUGAGGGAGGUGAUGGGAGCAUUAGGAAUAUUGGUCAUGAUGGAGUGUGUGCAGCAGAAGAUUUUCAGUGAAGCAGAGCUGACCAUCCUCACCCUCCACCAUCAGAGGCUAUCUUUCUUCAAUAGCUUGGUGUCAAGGGAGAAGGGCUGUUCAGAGCAGCAGCUGGCAGUGAAGGCCCUUUGGGUGCUGUACCACAUGAAGAACUACAGUCUCUUCAUUGACAUUUUGGAAGAAACUUCCUGGUCUGGGGGUGUGGAGGACGUGAGGGCACGGCUGCAGCUGUUGUGUGAGGUGCUGGAUGUGAUGCGCCAGUCAGGGAAGAGCAAGGUCAGUCUGUGGUACACUGGGAAGAUCCUCGCCUCCCUGGUCAUCUACUACUACAGUGACACCAUGAUGCUUCACAACUACCAUGACUUACUUGAUUUGCCAGGUCAUCUUGAGGCAGCCUGGGAGUGUGUAGAAGCUCUAGGGAUUGUGGGAGUGGUGGAGCAGUUCAUCGUGAUCCUCAAAACUGCCCUCCGCCUGGGCCUUCCAUUUAGCCAGCAUUUCACAUACCACCUAAUGAAUAGAGGUAUUGGUGUAGGCAGCAUGGAAAUGGUUAUGGCACCUGAUAGAAGUUAUGGUAAACUUCCCUUACCACUGACUGUUCAAAGGGAGUGUGCAUCUCAGAAAUGGAAUGGCAAACCAAGACAAGGCAAAGCCCCAAGAAGAGGCAGCAAGAGGAGGGGAGCCUUCCAAGGAACAUACAAGGGUGGCAGACUGCAUGGACAUCCUAGGGGUCGUCAGGCUGCAUUAGACAGGCAGCAGAAUUGACUAGCAUAUGAAUGAAUAUUAGCGUCAGGCUCUGUUCAGUAAAGAUCAAAUUAAAUUAAAUUUCUUGAAGCAAAUAAUGUAAGGACUAAGUUGGUAGUGAAUAUGGGUGUAUUUGGAGGUAAUUAAGAAUUUUUUAGUAGUUUGUAGAAUUUCUUUUUUCCAUUGAAAUUUUAAAUGGAAAAUAAAGAGUACAAUUAUGUUUUCUUAUCUUCUAAUUGAAGGUUGUUAAGCUGUAAUGUUUCAUUUCAUCAUGUUAUUUAGUUGAAGGUAUAGAAUUACCUUUGAAUUGCCAAAGCCAAAUUAAUAUUAGUUUUUUUUUUUUUUUUUUUUUUUUUUUUUUUUUUUUUUUUUUUUUUUUUUCAUUUAAUUAUAACCAGUUAUGGCUAAUAUUCAACAGAGGUAUUAGUUAAGGCCAAAUACUCCACCUAGGAUAAGUGAAUGUUUGGACAGGAAGGGAUGAACAGAGAGAGGUAGAAGUACACACCUGAAAAUGUUAAGUAUUGCUCUCAUUCAUGAAAUAAUUAUUAUAAUUUUGGUUUUAUCAUACAUGAAAGAAUUAUCAUCAUUUUGGCUUUAUACUAAUAAAUAUUAUGGGCAACAGAAUUUAA